This is a messenger RNA of Paramecium sonneborni, 1057 nucleotides long. The record is from the annotation of a GenBank genome assembly. Lineage: Eukaryota; Ciliophora; Oligohymenophorea; Peniculida; Parameciidae.
UUUUGAUGGGUAGUGUAUGUAAGACAAUUCAUAAAACUCAAGUAAUUGAGAAUGGUGUAUUUGAGUUUUAAUAGGUUAUGGAAACUAAAGCCUGUGAAAUAAAAAGUGAUUUACCAGAAGUUUAAGAGAAAUGUGCAACAAAAAUAUAGGCUUUGUAUAGGGGUCAUUCAGUACGUAAGUAGGUAUUGAGUACAUCAUAAAUAAAAAGAAAAAAGAAGUAGAGGAUUCUUUUCCACCUUUAAAAGAUGUAGCAGUUCCGAUUGAAUAAGUUCCUGAGAUAUAUCAUCAUACAGUUUCAAAAGUUCUAUUGUAAUUAGGACCUUUUGAUGAUUCAAAGUGUCAAACAAUGAUGGGAGUUAAAACAUUACCUGCUUAUUAAUUUGUUGAGAAGGGAGGAAUUUAUAUAGGUUAAUGGAAAAAUCAUAAAAGAAAUGGUAAAGGAAAAUAUAUAUUUCCGGAUGGUUCUUUAUAUGAAGGAUCUUGGGUAGAUGAUAAAGCAAAUGGUUAUGGUAGGUUAAUAGUUUAUACAGGGGAUUAUUAUAAAGGAGAGUGGAAGAAUGAUAAGAAUGAUGGUUAUGGUAUUUAUGUACAUUCUGAUAAAUCUUAAUAUGAAGGAUUUUGGAAGGAUGAUUAUAGACAUGGAUAAGGAACUGAAACAUGGGCUGAUAAAUCUGCUAUUUAUGAUGGCAGCUUUUAUAUGGGAGUAAAAGAAGGUUAUGGAAUAUAUAAAUGGGCUGAUGGAUCUAAUUAUGAAGGAGGAUUUAGAAAUAACUAAUUUUAAGGAUAAGGAAUUUAUUUAUGGUCUAAUGGUAGUAAAUAUGAUGGAUAUUGGUAAAAUAAUAAGAUGAAUGGUUAAGGUGUUAUGACAUGGGCAGAUGGUAGAAAAUAUAUAGGUAUAAUUCUUUAUCUUAUAAGGGGAGUUAUAAGGAUAAUAAAAAAGAUGGUUAUGGUGAAUUCUAUUGGCCUGAUGGUAGAAUUUAUAAAGGAUAAUGGUAAAAUGGAUUACAGCAUGGAGAAGGGAUUAAUAUUGAUAAAAAUGGUAAAUAAACAUCAGGAG